AUGUUCAAGCAACUUGUUAGAAAUCCGACUUCUUCGCUUUCUUCACUCGCUAAUAAUAUUUUCUCUCGUGCCGCGAGCUCGGCACGAAUUCCCGAUGUGCAAACUGAGAAUUAUACUAAAUAUGGUGGUAAAUACACGGUAACACUAAUACCUGGUGAUGGUAUUGGACAAGAAACCGCUGCAGCUGUUAAAACGAUAUUUAAAGCUGCCAAUGUUCCAAUUGAAUGGGAGCAAUUAGAUGUUACCGGUUAUACGGAGAAGGGUGAUGUACUGUUUCAACAGAGUGUCGAUAGUAUACGGCGAAAUAAAAUUGCUUUGAAGGCGGGAUAUCCAACACGUCACAAAGACGUCGAUUUUGCAAUAAUUCGUGAAAAUACCGAAGGCGAAUAUGCCGGAUUAGAACAUCAGACAUAUCCAGGAGUGGUGGAAUCUUUGAAAAUUGUGUCAAGGGAAAAAACUGAACGAAUAGCUCGAUUUGCUUUUGAUUUCGCACUCAAGAAUGGGCGCAAAAAAGUGACAUGUGUACACAAAGCUAACAUCAUGAAACUUGGCGAUGGUCUCUUUUUGAAUACAUGUCGUAAAGUCGCAAAAGAAUAUGAAACAACAGGCAUUCAAUUCAAUGACAUGAUUGUUGAUAAUUGUUCUAUGCAAUUAGUAUCUCGACCUCAGCAAUUUGAUGUGAUGGUGAUGCCUAAUUUAUAUGGUAAUAUUGUCAGUAAUGUCGGGGCAGCAUUAGUUGGCGGUCCUGGAAUCAUACCGGGAGCUAAUAUUGGAAGUGAUUUUGCCUUGUUUGAACCGGGUUGUCGUCAUGUUGGUAAAGAUAUUCAGGGACACAACACUGCCAAUCCUACAGCUUUACUUCUUUCAGGGGUAAUGAUGCUGCGUCAUCUUAAUCUUGAAGAUUUUGCCAAUAAAAUAUCGAAUGCUGUUUAUAAAACAAUCGAAAGAGGAACGGCUAAGACACCAGAUAUGGGUGGUUUCUCGACGACUACAGACUUUACACUUUCUGUCAUAUCCAAUUUGUAA
Molecule: messenger RNA, 1026 nt
Organism: Ambispora gerdemannii
Lineage: Eukaryota; Fungi; Glomeromycota; Glomeromycetes; Archaeosporales; Ambisporaceae
Source: the annotation of a GenBank genome assembly